AUGUCGGAGGCGCGCCCGACGCCCAGCGGCAGCGGGCAGCUGCCGCGAGCAGCGCAGAGCGACGACCAGGCGGGGUACGAUGACCGCGCGCAGCCGUGGCGAUUCUUGGCACUAUCGAGGGCGUACGGCCCCUCGCGCGCCUUCCAGGUCGCUACAAAGCUGGGCCUGUUCGAGGUCCUGCGGGCGCACCAGCAGCUGAGCGGCGGCCAGGGGAUGGCGGUGGCGGAAGUAGCGCGCGCGCUGGGGCUGCGCGCAGACCCUGGGUUCAGGGGGGUGGCAGACCUCCUUGACCUGCUAGUGGCUGAGGAGUGCCUGGCGCGCCAGGGCGACGGCCCCAGAGCGCUCUACAGCAACACGCCAGACGGAGAGCGCUACCUCUGCCCCGGCAGCCGCGACUACAUCGGCGGCCUCGUAAUCAUCAACUGCGACAGGAGCUACCCCCAGUUUUUGUUCUUGGAGGACUCGCUGCGCACGGGCGUGCAGCCCCAGGCCGCGCAGGCAUUGGUGCCCGACAUCCUCGAGACAUUCGGCGGCGACGGCGGCGAUGCAGGCGCACCAGCGCGCUUCGCCGCCGGCAUGACGGGCGCAAACUUGGCCACAUUUGUCGCAUUUGCAUCAAAGUUUGACUUUUCAAGCCACGCCACACUCCUGGACAUCGGCGGCUCCGCCGGCACGCUGAGCUGCGCCGUGGCGGCCGCGCAGCCCCACAUGCGCUGCGUCAGCGCUGACCUGCCAGUGCUCAGGGGCGCGGCCACCGCAGAGGUUGCGCGGUGGGGUCUGGGCGGGGGCCGCGUGCGCUUUGAGGCGCUUGACUUUUUCGCCGAGGCGCCCUUCCCGGCCGCUGACGUCAUCACCAUGUCCAUGAUCCUCCACGACUGGGGCCUCGAAAAGAAGCUGCUUUUGAUGCGCAAGGCCUUUGCAGCGCUACCGCCAGGCGGCGCGUUUGUGGCGCUCGACCUCAUCAUUGAUGACGCGCGGCGCGCCAACCGCUGGGGCCUCUUCAUGAGCCUCAACAUGCUGGCAGAGUUUGGGGAGGAGGGCAGCUUUGACUACACCUUUAGAGACUUCCAAGGGUGGGCGUCCGAGGUUGGGUUCGGCCGGACGGAGCUGCUGCGCCUAGGGGGGCCGGCGAGCGCCGCGGUCGCGUAUAAAGACGGAUGA
This is a messenger RNA of Monoraphidium neglectum, 1161 nucleotides long. Its product is annotated as methyltransferase/methylase. The transcript is spliced from 7 exons. Lineage: Eukaryota; Viridiplantae; Chlorophyta; Chlorophyceae; Sphaeropleales; Selenastraceae. The record is from RefSeq and is a predicted model, not a curated record. Gene Ontology annotation, molecular function: O-methyltransferase activity. The coding region runs from base 1 to 1161 and encodes 386 amino acids.